AUGAAACUCGCAGUUGCUGUAUUGUCAUCAAUCCUGCUUGCUUGCUCGGUUACUAUUGCCAAUCCAGUUGAUCCCAGUGCAACUACAAGCACCGAGUCUAUCACCUCGCCAACUCAUAAUCCAAACGGUAUAGGUUUAGGUGGUCUUGAUCCAAUUCCAAACAUCAUCAAGGAUUUGCUCAAGGAGUACAUAGAGCUAGAGCAUGGUCGUGAUGAACAAGAAAAACUAUAUGGCUCGUUAAAACCUCAAUAUGACCAUCAACAUAAACUGGUAAAGCGCUUGAAAAAAAAGAUUCAAGUUUUGGGAUAUAUAUCUCAAGCAAGCGGUGACGGUCCAGAAUAUAAUGGUGAAAUUCGGAAGAAUAAGCUUGAUUUUGAAAUCCAAAAAUCCAAACUUGCCAAUCUUAAAAAAAGUCUUCAAGGCUGCGAGUCCAAAAGCUACCUUGAAAAACAAUCAUUAAAAUACAACAAGAGUCUUGGUCGAAAACCUAGUGAUCAGCAACAGCGCAGAAAACCUAGUGAUCAGCAAAGUCAAGAUUCACAACCAUCACCGGAUACACCAUCUGGAUCUGUAUCUGGAUACUUUGAACAAAGAGUUCCUUCCAAUAAACGGAAAGGUUUUUCCAAGUUUAUGAAUGGAUUGAAAUCACUCUUUCAGCGAUCCAAAAAUGACGAUUCAUCCAAUUGA
Batrachochytrium dendrobatidis JAM81 is the source of this 687-nucleotide messenger RNA. RefSeq lists its product as uncharacterized. Bases 1 to 687 code for a protein of 228 amino acids. Lineage: Eukaryota; Fungi; Chytridiomycota; Chytridiomycetes; Rhizophydiales. The transcript is spliced from 2 exons. The record is from RefSeq and is a predicted model, not a curated record.